CUGGUCGAUGCUGACAGCAGCAACGAUAUUCGAAAUGAGUGCGGACAUACGCCUCUGCAUCUCGCCGCAGCUAAGGGACGUGUGAAUAUAGUACAGAAGUUGGUUGCUGCUGGUGCGAAUACUCGUGUCCAAGAUUGGGUGGGAGAGACGCCGCUCCAUAAAGCUCUCUUUUUUUGGAAGGAGGCCGCUGCAAAGCUCCUGGUGCAUGCAGACAGUAGAAACAGCAUCCAAGAUACAUAUGGGUGCACCCCCCUGCAUUAUGCUGCAGAGAAGGGGUAUGUGAAAAUAGUAAAGAAGCUCGUUGUUUCAGGAGCAAGUAUGUGUCUCCAAGAUAAGUCUGGCUGUACCCCGCUUCACAAUGCUCUGUAUAUGGAAAAGCGAGCUACAGCAGAGUUCUUGGUGGAUUUGGGUGGCGGAAAUAACAUCCAAAAUAACCGUGGGCAUACUCCUCUGCAUAUUGCUGCGGAGAAAGGAUGUGUGGGUGCAGUGAAAAAAUUGUUAAUGAGCGACGUGUGUCCACACGCCGUAAAGGAUGAUCAAGGACAAUAUCCGCUGCACGUCGCUUUGAAAGAAAGACAGGAUGAUGUUUUGAAAAGUAUUCUUGCAAUGUGUGCCUGUAAAGGCAUCUAUAUCCACUGGACGGAGAUGGAGCUUCCACAGGAUCAGGUGUGGCGGUGCAUCAGCCUACUCUCUGAAUACUACAACGAGAUUCGUCAAAUGAAGAACACCAAAAUAGGUGGAUCAACUGUAUCCUAUCAUGACCUUGCAAAAUACCCUGAGUGCAAAGUAGCGCUGUACCUGGAGAACGAAGACAUCCGGAAGGCUUUAGAUCAUGAUCAUGUGUUUCAGAACUUUCCGAACUAUGUAGAUAUCAUUGCUUUCAAAGUGAAGAAUGCCCGGAAAAGGAAAGCCCUCACCGAUCGGUGUAAGGGGUGCAUUUCUGUCAUGACCCGAAAAUUGCCCCCACUGUUGCCGACGUGCUGGGAGAUUGUAUUACUCUAUUUGAGUAGGCGAGACUUGAGAAACUUCAUCAAGGCUGCCAAAUUUAAGGAUUGAAAAUUGUGUUAAAAUGACUUACAGUAAGAAAAGGCGCCACAGUUCAAAUUUCUCGGUUAG
Uloborus diversus is the source of this 1116-nucleotide messenger RNA. RefSeq names its product ankyrin repeat and protein kinase domain-containing protein 1-like. The transcript has a single exon. The record is from RefSeq and is a predicted model, not a curated record. Gene Ontology annotation, molecular function: protein binding. The annotation marks the transcript as partial. NCBI's taxonomy places the organism in Eukaryota, Metazoa, Arthropoda, Arachnida, Araneae, Uloboridae.